AACCAAAUAAGUAAUGAGACAAGAUGCUAAUAAAACUAUCACUUAGCGUCUUAUUUAGUUUAUGGAAGAGUAGAUUGCGGUGAUAAUUUAAACGUGCAAUGUUAUUACACGUAUUUUGUACAAUUGAGUUAAAGGAAAUUAGAAGAACAUUAAACAUAUUGUAGACUUAGUAUGUGAUUUGUAGUAUGUGUCUAUUGUACAUUUUAUGAUAGUAAUCAGUUGUUUGAAUCUUUUAGUACACAGUGUAAACAUAUAUCGGUUCACCAAAGCAAGUUUUAACUAUCAUUAAUGCUCUCUACUAGGGCCUAUUAAUUAUAGUGAAGCUGUCAUGAAGUAAAAUUAAAGGAUGAUGAUGGGCGAUCAGUUUCGUAGCAAAGUGGAGCAAUACUCACCAAAGUCAUCACCCAGGGGUGCACGAUCCCCUGUUGUUUCACGUCAAGAUUCAACAGGGACUCUUAAGACAACCAUUUCCCUGGGUAAAAAUCCUUCCAUUGUACACAGUGGACCAUUUUACUUGAUGAAGGAACCCCCAGGAGAAAGUGAACUCACUGGGGCAACAAAUUUGAUGACCUAUUAUGGGCUAGAACAUUCUUAUAGUAAAUUUAGUGGGAAAAAACUAAAAGAACAACUUUCGUCAUUUCUUCCAAAUUUACCUGGAAUUAUAGAUAGACCUGGUCAUUUGGAUAAUAGUUCAUUAAGAUCUGUAAUUGAAAAGCCUCCAAUAGGAGGAAAAGAUUUAAUACCACUAACCAGUGUUCAGUUAGCUGGUUUUCGUUUACAUCCUGGUCCUCUACCGGAGCAAUAUCGUUAUGUUAAUCAAGCUCCACAAAGAAAACACAAAAAUAAACAUAAAAAACAUAAACAUAAACCAGGAGAAGUACCUAGUGGUCAAGAGGCAACAGCAACAGAUAUUGGCGGUUCAGAUACCCAUGAGAAAAAGCAUAAAAAACAAAAACGACACGAUGAAGAGAAAGAAGCUAGAAAAAAGCGUAAGAAAGAGAAAAAGAGAAAAAAACAAAAACACAGCCCUGAAUAUAGUGGUGGUCUAACACCAUCUCAGCAUUCCAACUCGUGAUCUUCAAUUUCACCUUUUCUGUUUAUAUCUAACAUUUGAUUUAACAUCACAAUUUUUGUAGAAACAAUUAAAUUUAUCUUUCUCAUUAAGAAUAACAUACGUGUAUAGGUAAUUAUCAUAUAGAAUAUAAGUUAUGAACAUAUUAUUUUUGAUCAAGGAAUUUUUCGAUUAUUAUGAAGUUACACAUACUAUAAAAUCGAUUUCCAUUAUUCGUGCUUUACAAAAUAUAUCUGAUUUGUGAUAAUAAAACUUUAGUCUUUCUUUUACCGUGUUUAAAGAUGUAAAAUUUUUUCCUUAGGAGAUUGUAUACUAUUAGUAUGUACCAUAGAAUCAAUGAUGUAUUUAUAUUUACAUAUAUAGGUACGAGACAUACAUGUUUCAACAUAUACUAUUCGAUUCAUUGAGUCUAUUAAUUUUUCACAAGCAAAAUUUAAUUUCAGCAAUAAAAAAUUUUGAUAAAAAAUUGCAAAUCCUUAUAAAUAUUAAUAAAUUUAGUUUAUUAAUAAAUUAUAAGGUAUAAACAUGGACGAAUUAGUAGUAUGAAAAUAUUGGUGUAUUACUGUUGAUGUAAAUAUUAUAUAUAUAUAAUAUAUAUAAUAUUAUAUAAAGAAGACAGUAGUAAUGUUACUGUAUUAAAUAUGUUUUUUAUAAUGAUUCUUAAAAUGCUAUCAAGUUCAAAGGCAAAACUAAAAUCAUGCAUUGUACUGAGAAUUUAAGAUAUAUGUAGCAUUAUGAUACGAAAUUAAUAAAAAAAUCAUGAAAUAUAAA
Molecule: messenger RNA, 1843 nt
Organism: Bombus pascuorum
Lineage: Eukaryota; Metazoa; Arthropoda; Insecta; Hymenoptera; Apidae
Gene: MED19
Product: mediator of RNA polymerase II transcription subunit 19
Exons: 4
Coding region: 347-1075 (242 amino acids)
Biological process (GO): positive regulation of transcription by RNA polymerase II
Cellular component (GO): mediator complex
Molecular function (GO): transcription coregulator activity; transcription factor binding
Source: RefSeq, a predicted model, not a curated record